UCUGGCCACCAGCUGUCUCAGGCACUCCUGGUAGCUGCUCGUCUGUCAGAUGGGGCUGCGGAGGACCCAGCAGGCGGCUGUAUAGUGUCUGGGGUCACCAGCACCUACCGACGGCUCCCGGACGCUGCUCACAGGUGUUCAUUGGACUCUGGGACAGAAGAUGGCGAGCUGAGAUGUCUCGAGAGGCAGGUGCCGCUUCUCAAACUGGCCUCCCGGGACUCAGGAGUGGAGAUGGCAGUUGGGGAUAGCCCCCUGGUCACCUCACCGGGCCUUUCUCAGGACUUUCUGGACUUUGAGCCCAUGGGGAACCCUGGGACCCGGGGCCACCUGGGCCAGCUCCUGGCCAGCCACAAGCUGGAGCAGGUGCUGGAGAGGUCCCACCGGCUCCCAACUUCCCCGACCAUCUUGUCAAGACAGCACCACUCCCUGCAGCCACCAAGCAAGCCUGAGUGUGGAAUGUCCCCUUUUGGAGCAGGGCAACAGAAGUUCACUGAGGCAGAAACUGACCUAGAGGCAGGCCUGGAAAAAGAGGCGGUGAGGGACUUGGGGUCUGGAGCCUGGGCCUGCCUCCCAGGGCAGGGUCUUCGCUACCUGGAACACCUGUGCCUGGUGCUGGAGCAGAUGGCGAGGCUCCAGCAGCUCUGCCUGCAGCUGCAGGCCCAAAGGCCCCCUGCAGGUCCUGAAGAGGAGGAGUUGGCCCUGGCCCCUUUACCUUCACCUUCUCACACCCUAGGUGGGGGGGUGCAGGGGCCAGGGGAGCUGCUCAGCCAGACAGAGGAGACAGUGGUGAAGGCAGCUUCACUCUCAAAGGCGGGGAUGCCUAGUGCCAAUCUUCCCAGGCUGCCAGAGGCCCUAGUGGAGCCAACCUACAACUUUCCAUCCUGCCAGGGACACAAGGAUCUGUCCCACUGGGACAGAGUCAAGGUCCUGCUGAACCGGAUCCGCUGGAGGAGCCCUCGACAUCCUGGGCCCCCUGCCCCUCCUGAUGGUUGUGGCCCCAGGAUUGAGUCCAGGGACCUCCCUGAAAGGCCUCAGGGCCAUCCCCACCGGAAAACCUUUAUGCCAUCAUUAGUGGUUCGGAAGCAACGCAAAAAACCUUUCUGUAUGCUGAGCCCUCCUGGUGCACCUGGUGACCCUGGCUGGAGGGGAUUCACCAUGAAGUCUUCCUCACCCUUUGCCCUGUUGCUACUUCUCUGCACUGCCAGGAAAAGCUGCUGAUGCUCACCCUUCUCUCUGAGGCGAGGGCUGAGUCUUUCUCCUCCAAGCAGCCUGGCAGAAGAGCCCUGGUUCCGAGAGUCCUCAAGGUGCAGCAGCUCCAGGGCUCCAUCUCCUUGCCAGAAAUCCCUGAGCUUAGACAAUGUGAAUUUACUUAUUUAUCAGGCGUCCACAGAGUGUGUUUGGUACAGUGAUCCGUCUGGGCCCAGCAUGUUUCAGAUGUGUAUUUAUACACAAUGAUAUAAAUAUAUAUCUCUGUGGGACUGCCAAUGUUGCAAACUGACCGGAUCCAACCAUCUCUCCUGGAAUCAUGUGUCCAAAGGGUUGGUCUUUCAGGUGAGGUAACUGCAGAAGGAUGAAACUGAUCUCCAUUCUACAGUGGGCAGUUACUGAUCCCGAUUCCUGCUUUCCUCCUCAUACUUGCAUUGACAGCCCUGGGUCAGAGAAUGGUGUUGUCUUGGUCGCCACUGCAUGGAAUCUUGCCUCUGGAUCACAGCCCUUGAAGAAUGGACAGGAAUGGGGAGGAUCGGGGACAAAAUGGGGAACAGCUGAAAAACCUACAAGGUCAAUUCUCAUCUGCAGUGCUCUAUACUAGCUUUUACAUGUCAGCACCAUGCUCAGCCAGUGAGCCAACCAGCCAUCCCUAUAUAGGAUCCGAACCCGUGGCCUUGGUGUUAUCAGCACCGCACUCUCCCAAGUGAGCCACAAGCCGGCCCUAGCUUUUACAUGUCAAAGCUGAAACCAGAAGCCCAUGCUAGCUUUUAGACCUUGACAAAGCCUCUUAACUCUUCUGAGCCACAGCUUCCCACUUGGGAUAAUGAUGCCUGCCCUACCUACCUCACAGACUUGUUAUGAGGAUAAAGUGAGAUUAAAUUGUCUCAAAGUU
Molecule: messenger RNA, 2101 nt
Organism: Galeopterus variegatus (Sunda flying lemur)
Lineage: Eukaryota; Metazoa; Chordata; Mammalia; Dermoptera; Cynocephalidae
Gene: CUNH8orf58
Product: chromosome unknown open reading frame, human C8orf58
Source: RefSeq, a predicted model, not a curated record